AUGGCACCAAAAAGGAAAUCGCUCCAGCAGUUGGAAAAAAAGAGAGAGAAGAGGCUGAAAAUUGAGUCGAAGGAGUUGUUAUCGUUAGAGCAAGUGAAAGCAUUAGGUGAGGAGAUCAAGAAUGCAUCAAAGUUCAAUAAUUUUGUACAGUUGCUUGAACAACUCAAAAUCAUUCAAGGAAUUCUCAUUGAGAAGGAAAGUAUUGAGGUGGAAACAUUGGGACGUCUCAUUUUGCUCGUUGUAUUUGAACGGUUUGAAGCGUUAUUCGAUGAAGGAAUGAUGAGAGGAUCCAAAAAACAAGACGAAAAGCAAAGACUAGUAACCAACUGGUUGGCAGACAAGUACGAAACCUUCAAAUCAAUCAUUCUUAAACUAUUACUGUCCAAACUAUAUUCAGAGACAUCAUUGCAGUUGGAUUCGAUGGAAAUUUAUUUGAGUAUGAUCAAGUUGGAAAGUCAAAGUUCAGAGAAACAGUUCCCCAAGAAAACAUAUCAACAAUUCCUCGAAGCAGUGUUGCAUAAUCGUAUCGGAGAAGAUUCAUCAGAUGGAUCGUCUAACAAUUUCAUUGUUUUAGAAUUUAGUGAAAUAUUCAAGAACUAUUGGGAUUUGCAAUUCUACUUUUUUGAUGUUGUCAAUGAUGUUCUUUGUUCAUGGAAAGACAAAUUAUCAGAUAAAAAGCUACAAAGGAUAUUUGCAAACUUUGUCACUAUUAUACGAAAUGGCUUAAAGUUUAAACCAGAGGAUCUCGAGGACGAACCUACCUGGGUUCCAAAGGACAAGUUGCCUUCAACAUUGUACAAACACAACAAGUUCAAAUCGCAAUUUCAAAAAUGCAUUUUGACAAUUUUGUCUUAUCCAUUGUCUUCACCACAAUACAAAUCAAUUUUGUUAAUUCUACAUAAACGUAUCAUUCCUUACAUGUCGCAACCACAAGGCUUAAUGGAUUUCUUAACAGACGCUUACAAUUUACAGGAUGACUUGAUUAUACCAAUAUUGUCGCUCAACUCAUUGUAUGAAUUGAUAAAGAACUACAAUUUGGAAUACCCUGACUUUUACGCAAAAUUAUACUCCUUGUUAAGACCCGAAUUAUUCUACACAAGGUAUAGAUCAAGAUUCUUUCGUUUAUGUGAUUUGUUCUUGUCGUCAACACAUUUGUCUGCAAGUUUAGUGGCUUCGUUCAUAAAGAAGCUAGCUAGAUUGGCAUUAACAUCUAGUGCAUCGGGUGUGGUCAUUAUCAUACCAUUCAUUUACAACUUGUUGAAAAGACACCCAACUUGUAUGAUAAUGUUGCACAAUACAGAUGAGUCACAACUAGGAGACCCAUUUGAAAACCUUGAGACAAACCCUUUGAACACAAAGGCUAUUGAGUCCUCACUAUGGGAAUUGGAAACGUUGAUGGGUCACUAUCAUCCAAACAUUGCCACUUUGGCUAGAAUAUUUGGCGAGCCAUUUAGGAAGCCAAACUAUAACAUGGAAGACUUUUUGGACUGGAGUUAUCAGAGCUUAAUGGAGACAGAAAAGUCCCGUAGAUACAAAAACCAAGCUGCUUUGGAAUUUGAAAGCUUUGACAGUGUUUUGGCAGAGAAUGGCAAAGAGGGGAAUAUUUUGUUAGACGGCUGGAGUUUAUAG
Molecule: messenger RNA, 1629 nt
Organism: Lodderomyces margitis
Lineage: Eukaryota; Fungi; Ascomycota; Pichiomycetes; Serinales; Debaryomycetaceae
Gene: NOC4
Product: ribosome biosynthesis protein
Exons: 1
Coding region: 1-1629 (542 amino acids)
Biological process (GO): ribosome biogenesis
Cellular component (GO): small-subunit processome; nucleolus; Noc4p-Nop14p complex
Source: RefSeq, a predicted model, not a curated record